Messenger RNA from Knipowitschia caucasica, 2664 nucleotides. NCBI's taxonomy places the organism in Eukaryota, Metazoa, Chordata, Actinopteri, Gobiiformes, Gobiidae. The record is from the annotation of a GenBank genome assembly.
AUGUACCGCAGACAGCAGAGACCACCCCUCCUCCCCCUCCUCCCCCUGACCACAGUGACGACCACCUCCUCAUAUGGAUGUGGGGGGUCCACGCGCUGCAUGUUGGGAUAUCGGCUCUUGUUUACAUUACGAUCUGCACACGUCACCUGCAGAGACUGGUCCCAGGUCAGUGCAAUUCCAGAGCUGAGAAGUGUUGUUGACAAGCUGAAUCUCAUUUCAAACCCUUCUCCUCACCCACCCUCACCCUUCCUCCCCCCCGACAGGAAUAAAUCAGCUGCCAAGACUCUAAUCGAGCGGUACUUUCGGCAGCUCACGGACGGCUGUGGAAAUGGAUCCUGCACCAAUGACUUCUGCGCCUCCAACGGUGACUUCAAACCUCUGGAUAAAAACGCAGCCGCCGUCAAAGCCCUGCAGCUGUUUAAGAACAACGCCAAACUGUGCGACCUCCACGUGCCCUGUUUGGACCGACAGGUCAGCACUGACCAGGGAGACUUCACAGGCAUACACCACUUAACAGAAAGCAACGUUCUUAUGAUGCUAAGUUUCUGCAAAGAGGCCAAGGAUUUCUCUGCCGCCGCUCAAGCCAUCGGACGAGUUUUCUCCAACUCUGAAUCUCUCAUGAAGAGUUUUAGAACAGACACCAAACCAGAACAGGCACAGAACCUCCCAAACGAGCCGGACGCAUCGGAAAAGGGCGCGACAGCUUCUCCAAAUCAAGACGCAAGUGAAACUGACUUAAACGUGGACAUCAAAGCAGUUCGCAGAGUCUAUGAAAAGAUCUUAGCCAUUGACGAAAUACAGGGAGCUCUUGUGGAUGCCAUGAUUUUCCUCACCCCGAAUUUGGAGCUGGAUUUGGAGUAUCUGGAAGUCUACGAAACCAACCCGGACUACCUCAACAUCUUUAUAAUCGUGAUGGAGAAUACGAAUCUGCAUAGCCCUGAAUACCUGGAAGUGGCUUCACCGCAAUUUUGCAAAGCUAUGAGUAAGCUACCGGACCAGGCUCAGGCAAGACUGGCCAAAGUCUGGUCCGAGUUCGGUCUUUCUCACAUCCGGCGCAUGAUGGAGACGUAUCAACAACUCAUCACUUUCACCAUAGUUAGCAACGACUACGACGCAGAUAACUUGGUCAACGACGACGAGACGGUAGUAGCAGCAGCCAAAUGCUUAAAAGUGGUUUUCUACGCGAGUAUUUUAGGAGGGGAGAUAGACGUGGGGCAUAACGAAGAAGACGAUAUAGAUUUUGAGUCUGAAGAGCUGUCACUGCACGAGCUAAUGGGAGAAGAGCGGAUUUACAAGAAGGGACCAAGAGUGGACCCUUUGGAGACAGAACUGGGCUUGAAGGCAAUAGACAGUAGAAAACCUCUGAUCCCUUUCGAGGAUUUCGUCAAUGACUCUCUCAACGACGUUCUGGAGAUGGACAAGGAUUUCACGUUUUUCAAAGUGGAUGAGGACAGCAAGUUUUCCUUCCAGACCUGUCCCUUUAUACUCAGCGUUAUCACCAAGAAUCAGGGCCUUUAUUACGACAACCGGAUUCGUAUGUACGGAGAGAGGAGGCUGACGGCUUUCUACAGCAUGAUGCAGGGACGCGAGCCCACGCCCUUUCUCGAGCUGAAAGUGCGGAGAGACCAUAUUAUUGACGACGCCUUGAUCCGGCUGGAGAUUAUAGCGAUGGAAAACCCGUCUGACCUGAAGAAGCAGCUGGUGGUGGAGUUUGAAGGAGAACAAGGCGUCGAUGAAGGAGGCAUUUCCAAAGAGUUUUUCCUACUGUUUUUGGAGGAAAUCUUCAACCCAGACAUUGGGAUGUUCAGCUAUGAAGAGGACACUGGGCUGUUCUGGUUCAGUCCCACGUCUCUGGAGAACGAUGCUCAGUUCUCUCUGAUCGGCAUCGUUUUGGGUUUGGCCAUUUACAACAGCUGCAUCCUGGAUGUGCACUUUCCCAUGGUGGUUUACCGCAAACUCAUGGGCAAGAAGGGCACCUACCAGGACCUGGCCGACCUCAACCCGGUGUUGUUCAAAAGUCUCAAGGAUUUGUUGGAGUACACCGGAAAUGUGGAAGACGACCUCAUGCUAACUUUCCAAAUCUCUCAAACGGACCUCUUUGGGAACCCGACUUUAUAUGACCUCAAGGAGAAGGGCGACCUCAUUCCUGUCACCAAAGAAAACAGACAGGAGUUUGUGGACAUGUACGCUGACUACAUCCUGAACAAAAGCGUCGAAAGCCAGUUCAAAGCGUUUAAAAAAGGAUUUUUAAUGGUCACCUAUGAAUCACCGCUGAAGUAUCUGUACAGACCAGAGGAGGUGGAGUUACUCAUUUGUGGCAGCAGGAAACUGGACUUUGAGGCUCUUGAACAGACGACAGAUUAUGACGGAGGAUACAGUAAAGACAGUCAAAUAAUCAAAGAUUUCUGGGAGAUCAUCCACUCGUUCAGUGAGGAGCAGAAGAGGCUGUUUCUGCAGUUCACCACAGGGACAGACAGAGCUCCGGUCGGAGGACUGGGAAAGAUGAAAAUGAUCAUUGCCAGAAAUGGACCAGAUACAGACAGAUUACCGACCUCCCACACCUGCUUCAACGCUCUGCUGCUGCCGGAAUACUCCACUAAAGACAAGAUGAGGGAACAACUGCUCAAGGCCAUCACGUACGCUAAAGGCUUCGGUCUGUUGUGA